AUGCAACAACGAAAUACGGGUCGAUUUGGUGUCAAGACUUCUCAAACUUUGAAAUACAAUUCCAAUCUCGGAGAUGCCAAAAGUGUGACUCCAGUGUAUUUCCGAUGGGUCGAUGUUAAUAAUGAUGAUGAUCACAAGGAUGAUGCAGUGUCCUCUAGAACGACCCGAAAGUAUGAACAUGCAGUUCCGCAGUCGAUCAAUAAGCAGCGACGAUGGGAACUAUUUGAUGAAGAAAUUAAAAAUUCAGAAAAACAAGAAGAACAUCGAGUGUCUCAUACCAAAGAAAAGGAAGAACGCACCGAGAAGAAUCAAGAAUUGAAAAGGCAGGAAAAUAAAAAGAAACAUCAAAAGAGUAAACAUGUGAAACGAUUGGAACAGAAGGAAAUGGCAAAAUUGAAAAAGAGACUUGGAAUUGAUGAUGAAAUGGAAGAAGAGAAGGCUCAAGCUAUGAUUAAAGAGGCUCUUGAAAAACAAGCUGCCUCUCAAAAGGAUCAGAAUGAACACGAAGAAGAAAAAGAGAAGAAGGAAAAGAUUGUUAUCAAGCGAGAAACUCCUCCUCAUUAUGGGUUUUCGUCAUCCAAAUCGAGUCAUGAAAAGAAUGUGGUAGAAGCUUUUAUUCCAAAGGACCGUGAUCAGCUCUAUAAAGUCAAUCAAUUGAGAGGUAGAAAUAGAGACUACGAUCAUGAUGUCACAUCAAGAACUGAGAAAAAAUCUGACUUCCAGAAGAGUAUAUUUUUGUAA
This is a messenger RNA of Naegleria fowleri, 741 nucleotides long. RefSeq lists its product as uncharacterized. The coding region runs from base 1 to 741 and encodes 246 amino acids. The transcript has a single exon. The record is from RefSeq and is a predicted model, not a curated record. NCBI's taxonomy places the organism in Eukaryota, Heterolobosea, Eutetramitea, Acrasida, Naegleriidae.